This is a messenger RNA of Mytilus californianus (California mussel), 3172 nucleotides long. Its product is annotated as galactoside alpha-(1,2)-fucosyltransferase 2-like. The transcript is spliced from 2 exons. Bases 90 to 1226 code for a protein of 378 amino acids. Gene Ontology annotation, cellular component: membrane. The record is from RefSeq and is a predicted model, not a curated record. Gene Ontology annotation, biological process: carbohydrate metabolic process. Gene Ontology annotation, molecular function: galactoside 2-alpha-L-fucosyltransferase activity. Lineage: Eukaryota; Metazoa; Mollusca; Bivalvia; Mytilida; Mytilidae.
UACAUACAAUUAUAGUGUGUGUACCUGGUGAAAUUUUGUUUGUUUAUACACAAUGUGAGACAUUUUAAAAGACGGCAGGAUCUGCUAGGAUGAAGAAAGUUUUAUUACUUAUGUUGACGUUUGGAGUCUGCAUAUUUGUUUACAGUUUCUUAAUUGACUGGAAUACCAUGUACGGCGUUAUCAAAGACAAACUUCCAAAGAUCAAUCAAUUUGGGCAGUACAGACAUCACACAACAACGGAUAAUAACACCAGUCCUGAGUCAUUCCGGACAAAUGACCAGAGUCUUACAACAGGGAAAAUAAUUGUUUCGACAAAAUUACUGAAUAAACUAUAUUUAGAAAAAUCCCUAAUGCCUGGCAACUUAACAAAUAGCAUAGUAACUACUACUCAUUUCCCUGUAAAGGAGAAUUUGGCGAAGAAUUACAUAACUAUAGCAUUUCAAGGUCGUCUAGGAAAUUUACUGUUUGAAUAUGCUUCACUUUAUGGAAUUGCCAAACACCAUAACAUGAUACCAGUUAUUGACGAAAGAUGCCAUUUAAAGAAAGUUCUAAAGAUAUCUGCUAUUUCCUGUCAACAAUUAGCAAAUGUUAAACGAUACAAUGAAGUAAAGGGUUGUACAUUUGAGAAUAAUGCAUUUAAUCUGGACAGGCAAUACAACUGGACUCUCAAUGGAUACUUUCAAAGUUGGAAAUACUUUGUUGAAAAUAGUGAACAGAUAAGAAAAGAAUUACAAUUUAAAGACAGUAUACAGCAUGUGGCUUCUAAUCAGUUUCAUGAAAUUCUAAAUUUAAAAGGUAUAUCAAACACAUGUACUUAUAUUGCUGUACAUGUGCGUCGCGGUGAUAUGGUGCACUCUUCUGUUAUGACGAAAUAUGGAUACACAUCAGCAGACAAACGUUAUAUUGAUGAUGCAAUGGCAAGUUUUCAGUUAAACUAUUCAAAUCCCUUCUUUAUUUUUUCCUCGGAUGACAUAUCAUGGUGCAAGACUCAUUUUACCAAAGAGAACACUGCAUUCAUUCUUCAGAAGAAUUCCCCGGAAGUUGAUAUGGCAAUAAUGACAAACUGUAAUCAUUCUAUUAUUACAACUGGAAGUUAUGGCUGGUGGGUAGCAUGGUUGAUAGGCGGUAAAACAAUUUAUUAUAAAAAGUAUCCAGUCAAAGGAUCUGAACUUGACAAAGUAUUUAAUUCUGAAACAUAUAGACCUCCGUCAUGGAUUGCCCUCUAGCUAUGACAAGCUGUUUGAAUCUGAAACAUACAGACCUCCGUCAUGCAUUGUCCUCUAGUUAUAACAAACUAUUUAAUUCUGAAACACAUAUAGAACUGCGUCAUUGAGUGCCCUCUAGCUAUAACACACUAUUAAUUUCUGAAAUAUAUAGACCUCCGUCAUGGUUAUCCUCCAGCUGUGACAAUUUUUUAUGCCCCCGCCGUAGCGGAGGAGGCAUAAAGUUUUACCCUUGUCCGUCCGUACGUCCCAAAUUUGGUUUCCGUUCGUUAACUUUAGUUUGCCUCAACCAAAUGUUAUGAAACUUAUACACACUGCUUAUUACCAUAAGAUACAGAUCAAGUUUCAAAUUGGGUGGCGUCACUUUUACAGUUCUUGAGUUAUGCCCCUUUCUAAACAUAAAAAUUGCUGAAUUUUCGUUUCCGCUCUCUAACUUUAGUUUGCCUCAACCAAAUGUUAUGAAAUUUAUACACAAUGCUUAUUACCAUAAAAUACAGAUCAAGUUUCAAAUUGGGUGGCGUCACUUUUACCGUUCUUGAGUCAUGCCCCUUUCUAAACAUAACAAUUGCUGAAUUUUUCGUUUCCAUUCUCUAACUUUAGUUUGCCUCAACCAAAUGUUAUGAAACUUAUACACACUGCUUAUUACCACACCACAAAAUACAGAUCAAGUUCGAAAUUGGGUGGCGUCAAUUUUACCGUUCUUGAGUUAUGUCCCUUUCUAAACAUAAAAAUUGCUGAUUUUUUUCGUUUCCGUUCUAUAACUUUUAAUUAUAAAUUAGUUUGCCUCAACAAAAUGUUAUGAAAAUUAUACACAAUGAUUAUAACCAUAAAAUACAAAUCAAGUUUGAAUUUUGUGGUAUCACUUUUACCGUUCUUGAGUUAUGCCUAUUUACAAAUGGAAAAUUUGCUGAAUUUUUCGUUUCUGUUCUCGAACUUAAGUUAGCCACAACCAAAUCUUAUGAGACUUAUACACAAUACUUAUUACCACAAAACUCAGAUCAAGUACAAUUUUUUUAAUUCUGAAACAUACAGAGCUCCGUCAUGGAUUGCUCUCUAGCUAUGACAAACUAUUUAAUUCUGAAACAUACAGACCUCCGUCAUGGAUUGUCCUCUAGCUAUGACAAACUAUUUAAUCCUGAAACAUACAGACCUCCGUCAUGGAUUGUCCUAUAGCUAUGACAAACUAUUUAAUUCUGAAACAUAUAGGCCUCUGUCAUGGAUUGACCUCUAGCUAUGACAAACUAUUUAAUUCUGAAACAUAUAUAGGCCUCUGUCAUGGAUUGACCUCUAGCUAUGACAAACUAUUUAAUUUUAAAACAUACAGAGCUCCGUCAUGGGUUGCCCUCUAGCUAUGACAAUCUAUUUAAUUCUGAAACAUAUAGGCCUCCGUCAUGGAUUGCCCUCUAGCUAUGACAAACUAUUUAAUUCUGAAACAUAUAGACUUUCGUCGUGGAUUUCUAUGAAGCUGUUAUAUCUUAUAUACUGAAAUGUUAAAGGAAUGUUAUUAGACACUUAUAUAAUUAAGGAUCGAAUCGAGCAGGAAAAGGUUGCAAGCUGUCUGACAAAUUGUAAUUUGUUGCUGUUUUAUUCGCUGACCUUUUUUCCUGUCUAUUUUGCUUUUAUAUAAUAUAGUACUGUAUAGAUUUAAGAUAAAUCCCCGCAUUCACAAUUUCUUUUGAAAGAGUAUUGACUACAAUGAAGUAAAUCGUGCGUUAAAACAUGGAAAGUAAAAUUUGUAUAAUUAAUUAUAUAUAGUUGUGAGAGUGUCGAUAAUGUAUCCAGGAGUCAGAUCAAUGGACUAGAUCAAAGCGUUUACUACCGACUGUUUAUAUUUAUUACAAAAUUAAACAUUUGUACAAAAUUUACUGUUUCAUAUGAUGACUUGAGGUCUAUUCCUAUCUGCAUAAAAUAUGCAGCAUUCAUUGUUAACAUAUUAAAUUUACUUAUGA